Messenger RNA from Linum trigynum, 246 nucleotides. Lineage: Eukaryota; Viridiplantae; Streptophyta; Magnoliopsida; Malpighiales; Linaceae. The record is from the annotation of a GenBank genome assembly.
AUGAAAGGUGAGAGACGCGUCGGCUUUGCUGCUGUGGAGUUGGCACAACAAUCGCUAUUGACGACGAAAGGUAAGCGGUUUUCAACUGUUGAUUUAGCCAUCCCCUCCAGAUCUGAGCAAAAAUCGGUGACGUUUCCUCCUCCUCCCACAGAUUUAGUUAUCCCCUUUCUGAGUUUCCUCACAUCGAACUCGUCGACGUUACUACUCCUCUUCACUUUCCUGGAUCGAGGUUGCAAAUCUCUUUAG